UCACUUUAUAACAUCUGCACCUGUUAUUUGUAAUGGGUCUUGUAAUUAUUAACGCCGAUGUCUUAAUCAAUAAACUAAAUUAUCAUCUCGUAGUCUGUCCCUCAAGAUGGUGAUGGAAUGUGGAUAUGUACAAAUGGGAAGGAUAAUCAUAUGUUGUAUCUCGCAGUGUGUAGAGACUGCGGCAGAUGGGCUGAAUGGACAAUGGUAGGUGGGUCGUCCUCACCAGUCAGAGGCACCUCUUGGAGUGUGGUCGGCAGUGCUGGGCCAGUUGUUGGCCUCCUCCCUUCAACACCGCCAGUCAUAACACAGUUUUAUCCCUCGAGUUUUACGUGUACUUGAGGUGCAGGUGACUAGGAAGGUGUUGACCGUGUGAUGUGGCAAAGAAAAAAAUACUCGUGGGGCCCAUAUCACGGCUGAACAUAGAGAUAAACGCUCCAUUUCACCACCAGAAACGUUAGCAAUUUCACAUCUCUUGAAAUGAGAGUAGUCGAACGAUCAUAAAACAACUCAUAUCCUCCGUAGAAACCCAAAGACGUUUCCAUUUUACUUACAGUACCAAAACAGUUAAAACAAUUCUGCUUUACCUGAAAAAAAGGGAAUAUAAGUAAUGUUUUAUUUAACUACAACAGUGACGAUGACUUAUUAACAUCACCUGUAUGGGAUAUUUUUAUUGAGAAUUCUUGAACAAUUUUAAAGACAUCCAUAGUACUUAUAGAAAAAAUUGGAGAAAGUUGUGUUUUUUCCGUCAAACAUUUCACGAAAGAACCUCAGGAUUACUCUCACCUCUGAGACAGUCCAGGAUGAACCGGUCAGCGGGAGCAUCGUACUAUAAUCAUCCCACGAGUGAUGAGUGCUUGCUACAGCGCCUUCCUCCUGAGAUGUCCUGCGGCGGCUGGAAGAGAGGUCGACCCAGGCUGGCGGUGAUGAACCCUGGUUGUCCAGCUCGCUCAAGGGCGCUGAUCGUCGCCUCUAUGGAGAUCAUACUUCUCAUUCUCUUCCUGAUCUUCUUAGCCUACAGGAAGUUGUUUUCCCAGCAUGAAGGUCCGCUUCUGGAGUUUGUGGCGCUGACUUUGUCGACUGUGGUACACCUGGCCCUGAGUCUCCUGCUGGUGCACGCUGCCCGUCAGGGGCGUGAUGGAUUGGUGUGGGCGUGGGUCGGGGUGCGGGUGGUGUUGGUAGCAACAGAUUUGGCCAUGGUGAUGGUAGAGGGCGCCUCGGGCAGAGGCUUCACCUACGCUACCUGCAUCCUCGCCUUCUGCUUCGUCUCCGUCAUUAACAUCGCUGUGGUCAGAUCCUUCGCCAUUAGACACCUUCAGCCAGUUGACCUUAGUGGAUCAUCUGAUAAGAAUCUGAAGGGAGGAAGGAAAGCUCUGCCACCAGGUCGUUUCCUGUAACACCUGUUGCUGCCGUAACCUAAUGAAAAGCUUUGUGGCUUGUUGGCUUUGCUGGUUUUUUAUUGGGUGAACCGACUUACGGAGUUUACGAUUAUUUGUAUACCCUCAUUGCGCGCGCGCACACACACACACACACACACACACACACAUAGUACUGUACAUGUACUAUGGUGGACAAAAGUCCCUUCCUUCAGCCAUCCCUCUCUUUCUCCAUCUGUCCCCCAUACCCCUUUGGUCCCCAUCCCCCGUCAUACACACUACUCCAUCUGUUGAACGAUUACAGCACUUCCCUCAGUUGCUUCGUUAUUGGAACCUCAGGUGAUUUCGUCACAUUGUGGCUGGCCGAGGGAAGGAACUGUUGUCCAACAUAGUACUAUCGUGGACAAAAGUUCGCUCCCUGUAGUGAAACUGAGACUCGGGAAUGAGUCUCCGAACUGACUUACCCUGAUUGUUAUCUGG
Messenger RNA from Homarus americanus (American lobster), 1853 nucleotides. RefSeq lists its product as uncharacterized. NCBI's taxonomy places the organism in Eukaryota, Metazoa, Arthropoda, Malacostraca, Decapoda, Nephropidae. The transcript has 6 exons. The coding region runs from base 801 to 1394 and encodes 197 amino acids. The record is from RefSeq and is a predicted model, not a curated record.